AUUAGCGAUAAAACUGAUGGUAACUGGGGAGUGGCAAGAAAAAAGAAGAAUAACAUCUAUACCAACAAAUAACCUGACAAUUCCAUUAAAUAAAUAAUAUUUAUUUACAUACACACAGGAAUUUUAAAUUUAUUUGUCGGAAUUAUUUAUUUUGCCAGUUAUUGUAACUUUGAAAUGGAACCGCCAGGAAUGGAUAGUGGUCUAGAAUUUCCAAAAAAUCCUUUGCUGUGUCCUAUAUGCCAUGAUUAUUUUACAGAACCUUGUAUUCUUAGUUGUUAUCAUACAUUUUGUGCUAGGUGCUUGAGAGGGAAAGAACAAGAUAGACGCCUAAUUUGUCCAUUCUGCAGACAAGCAACGAUGCUGAAAGACGGAUCAACACUGCCCCCGCCGGAUUUAUUAAUGCGACAAUUGAUUGAUAUUGCUAAUAGUGAAAACCCACCUUGUUCAAAUUGUGACAAACGUGAUCGAUCAAAUAUGUAUUAUUGCAACACUUGUGGGCAAGCUUUAUGUCUUCACUGCCGAGAAAAUACUCAUAGAGCUAAAAUGUUUUCUACUCAUGACGUUGUACACAUGAGUAAAUGUACAAAGGAAGCUAAAAAGUGUCCUCAACACGGUGAACAUUAUAUAAUGUUUUCUCCAUUACAAAACACGAUGUUGUGCGUUAAUUGUUUCCGUGAUUUGCCCAACGAAAUUCGUACUCAAUGCGUUGAUAUCGAUACUGCCCAUACUCAAGCAGCGAAACGUCUAGAGAGAGGUCAGAACGCUAUUAUGGAUCUACAAACUUCUGUUCGAGACGGUAUAAUCGCUCUUAAAGGUUUAAUGGACGAGUUGCGAAGGAAUAUGGAUAGUGAAAAACAUACCAUAAACACUUUUUGUCACGGUAUGCAAGAAGCCAUGGCUAAAACUCACGCUACGAUGAUAAUGGAAGUACAAAGACAGUAUGAGAGCAAAGAAAGGAUUUAUAGAAGUCAACUUGUAGUGUUAGGUACUGUGAUGCCGGUUCUUCAGUUACAUUUAGUUUUGUGUACGACUUUUACGGCGGCUGCGAAUAAAUAUCAAUUUUUGGAAUUGUGUCCAUCGCUUAUCGAAAGACUAUCUGCUGUAGGAAACUUGAGCCAACCGGUUAGGUCUCUGCAGUCUUCUCAGAUAAAAACUAAUUAUAGAAGUGAGUUUGCGCAAAGUCUAGAGCCCUGGAUAGGUCAAGCAGCGGUUAGUCAACAUCAAUCUGAAUUAGCUGCUACUUCGAGAAUGUACGACAGCGUCCCGCCGGCUACUAAAAAACAACAAACAGCCCUAAAAAAUAAACUUUUGGAAGGCGACAGCUCGUUUUCGACACAUUGUCGUUCGUUCGAGUCCCAAAUACGCGACCUCAAUCAACAAUUCAAUACGAUCAAAGAAAAAGUCGGCGAAUUGCACAAGGACAUUAGCGCUUUGAGGAAAGCGCAGACGCCGCCGCUAACAGCUCGCUACGAAAUGCUCAUCAGGGAAUGUUUGCAUCUCGACCAAAGUUUAGAAAGGCAGCAGAAGGAGCUCGACAGGAUGUCCUCGACGUUCGACGCUUCCUGGGAGGAGCAACUGUGGAGAUUGAGAAUCGAACAGGAAGUUUUUAGCUGUCAAAGGGCGGAUGUAAAUGCGCUGAGGAACGAAUUGAAACACCUAAGUCAGGUGGCGGCCCAAUUGGAACCUUUCAUUAGGAGUUUGGUGAAUCAACAGCCUAGUCAGGGCGAACAAAGUCAGGGUGGUACUUCGGACGAACAAGCACAACAUCUGGCGUCCCUUCUCGAACACAUCGGUAUUUUACAACAAUCCGAUGCAUCUUUAGGUAAAAUUCCACGUUCACGUAGUAGAGUACUUGGUCAAUUACUCGAAAAAGUCCGUCCUAAUAUACAAGAAAGAGAACGUAGUAAAUCUGCUGGUCAAAGCGACAAACCGAUAACCGUUUCGCAGAAAGCUACACCGAAAAAACAGUUCUUAAUAAGUCAGCAAAUGAGCAUUGAUCGUUUAGAAGCGCAAAUAAAAGAAAAAAUUCAAGACAUCUUGAGUAGGAGGCAAAGUCAACCGUCUUCUAAAUCCGAUACAGAGACCGAUAGAAAAUUGGCCAAAGAUGAUAGAAAAAUGAGUAGCACCGACUCCAUAGGUAAAAUGAAUUCGAAGCAAAGAAUAAUGUAUAAAAAAAUAACGAAAAGCUGUGAUAAAAUUAAUACUGGCAGUAAAUCUGAUACCGAAACUAGAAAACCAAGAUCGGAACCAGGAUAUCAGAGGAUAUCUGAAGCUACAAGUAGAUCGAGUCCUAGUAGUCCGAAAUGUAAAAACAAAGGAAUUUUACCGCCUGCAAAACCCCAAAAAAAGAAGGUGUAUCCUUAUAGUGACGGUGAAGAUAACGUUUUUUACUCGAUGCACGAUUCCGCUGACUCUUUGAGCACCUCGAGCAGAAGGUCCAGUUUCGAAGGGCCGGAUAAAACUUUGGUUGUCGUUAUAAAUAGGAGGAAUAAGAAUAUGUCGAUGGCGCAGAAACAGAGGAGCUGGGAGACUUUUCCCCCUAAACGUAAACAUCACGUUUGCCAACAGAAAUUGUCUGUACCUACACCAAUGGCUCCCCUAAGGAAAGCCGAUAGUUUCGAAGGUCAUGAAGAAGCGGUUAAAAGCCUCGUGGCCGCGGUUCAGGAAACUAGACGGAAACCUAGGGGAGGUAAUUAACCGAUAGAGAAGAGGGAUUGUUAUGAGUAUACGGGAAUUUUGGUCUACGAGGUGUAUACAGAUAAUGGGAAAUGAAUGGUACCAGAAGGAAUUUCGUUUAUAUUCAUAAUUUUAAUUGGGAUUUUUUUUUGACGAAAACAGUCAUAAUAAAAAUCCAUUGUUUUGGUUGUAUGUGCUAUCAGGAAAAUUAAUUCUUCAUUUUUAAACCUUGGUAAUCGAAAAAGAGUGGUACAGGGUCUUUAUACUGAGAAAAAGUUAUUUUAUACACUAAUGCUUCUACUAUGGGUCUUUACACUAAGAAAUAUAACAGAAUUUCAUCGAUUAUUCUACUUUUUGACUUAACACUAAGAAAAAAUAAUGUUUACUUUGAGUUUUGGUCUUUGCAUCAUGAGAAAAAUGAUUUAUUUUAAUAAAUAUACAAACUUUAAAGUUUACACUGAGAAAAUAUAAUUUAAUACACUAAUGCUUCUACUUUACACUGAGAAAACUAAUGAAAUUUCAUCAAUUAGCCUACUUUUCGUCUUUACACUAAGAAAAAAUGAUAAUUACUUCAAAUUACUUAUCUGAGAUGCUUAACUUUCUCCCAUAUCAACUUCUUUUUAAAUAACGAAUGAAAUAAUUGUUCAAUAAUGGAUUUUAUAUUGUUAUUUAUAAGAAUAAUGUUUUUUGCCAAUUUGAAACUUUACGCUAACAUUUACAUUAAGAAGUUUUGUAAAUCUUUUUAUAAUUUUUUUUUUAUAAUACUUGAAUAUAAAAGUUUCUGUUACGAUUAUUUGAUCCUCACGUAUGUUUUCUUCCUUCACUGUAUAAGAUAUUAUGGCACAUAAUGAUGAAAUUAUAGCAGUCUAUAAGAUAUAAUUUAAAAUGAAAACUUGAACAGCAAUUCGAUUCAAUUAAUUAAAAAAUCGUACUUUACAACCUUCAGAAAGUAUAUAGACACCAGCCAUCAGAAAGAAGAGGUAUCGAAAGACACUAACAGAAAUUAAGAAGUUAAAACGGAGGAGAAAGAAGAGAUACCAACAGAAAGUAACAAAAAACAAUAGAACUCCAGUGUACACUAGCAAAUACCAAUAAGAAGAUGAAAUACCAACAGUAGACAAGAAGAAGAGAUACUAAUAGGCAUCGAAAGACACCGGAAAUUGAUUAAUAGCAACGGAACCUCAACAGACACAAACAGAACUUACUCUAGCAGUUACUAAUUAGCAGGAAGUAAAGAUAUCAACAGAAAGCAAUUCACUACCAUUAUACACUAGCAGUCACUACUACAAACACCAAAUAACAUGCAAAUCUACAGAAGGCAUUUAUUACAAUUUUAUUUAAAAAAAAAUGUCAUAAUUGUAUCAAGUUUUUAUAGUAAAUGGCUCUUACUACUGCUGUAUCAAAUAAUUUAUUUUUCCUAUUAUUCUGUAUAUAAAAAAUAUAUUUGUUUGUGGAUAUUUACUGUAAUCUACAUUCCCACUUUUAAAAUUUUAGGUAGCCAAUUUGUAGUCAUCAAAUAUCCAUAUUGUAUAAGAAAAUUUUAAAUAUAUUCAAUAUUGUUGUUAAAGUGCAAUUUAGAUAAAUGAUCGGUAGUUAUUGAACACAAUUUGUUUAUAAAUCGUAAUUUGUUAUAAUUAAAAUAUAUCGAUUUACAAACGUUACU
Messenger RNA from Diorhabda sublineata, 4339 nucleotides. RefSeq names its product RING finger protein 207-like. Gene Ontology annotation, molecular function: Hsp70 protein binding; zinc ion binding; transmembrane transporter binding. Lineage: Eukaryota; Metazoa; Arthropoda; Insecta; Coleoptera; Chrysomelidae. Gene Ontology annotation, cellular component: perinuclear region of cytoplasm. The transcript is spliced from 16 exons. Bases 175 to 2697 code for a protein of 840 amino acids. The record is from RefSeq and is a predicted model, not a curated record.